Grus americana (Whooping crane) is the source of this 5054-nucleotide messenger RNA. It is a transcript of the gene RNF10, whose product is annotated as ring finger protein 10. Bases 432 to 2843 code for a protein of 803 amino acids. Gene Ontology annotation, molecular function: transcription cis-regulatory region binding. Gene Ontology annotation, biological process: positive regulation of transcription by RNA polymerase II; positive regulation of myelination. The record is from RefSeq and is a predicted model, not a curated record. Lineage: Eukaryota; Metazoa; Chordata; Aves; Gruiformes; Gruidae. The transcript has 17 exons.
ACGAGUCCCGUCGUGCCCGCGGGUCCUCCCGGGAACGGCUCCAUCCGGGUCCCGGCCACUGCUGUGGGCGACUCGUCGCCAUUACGGGGCAGCGGCGGCCGAGCCGGGGCCGGGGCGGCGCCGAGGAGUCGGUGGGUGCCUGGGUGGUGCUGACCACUCGGGCGGCAGGCAGCGCCGGGCCCCGCGGGGCUCCGUGAACAGCUUUCCUCCCUCGUCGCCCGGAGCCCCGCAGGCCCGGCCCGGCCUCCCGCGGCCCUCCCCGGUUCGAGCGGAGCAGCGAGAAGAUGUCGCCAUGAAGGAGGCCGAGUCCGCGCUGCGCCGCCCCCGCCGGUCGCCCCCGCGGGCCAUGAGCCUGGGCCCCCGCCGGCUCCGCCAGUGCCCGUCGUGCCCCCCCGCUCAGGGCCGCCGCUCGCUCGCCGGGGCGCCCGUUGAUGCUGCAGAGCCCGCCCGGCGCGACCCCCGCCUCAGCCUCCGCCAUGGACAAGAGCAGCCCCUGCGGCUCCGGUGCGCCCGGCUCCUCAGCCGGCAGCAAAGGGCAGCAGCCGCGAUCCGCCUCGGCCGGGCCCGCCGCGGGGGAGUCUAAGCCCAAAGGCGAUGGAAAGAAUGCGAGUGGAUCCAAACAGCGUUAUAAUCGUAAAAGAGAAACUUCAUAUUCAAAAAAUGAGAACUUUUCCAGUCAGUCCCGUCGCUCCAAUUCACAGAAAAGCAAAGCUUUUAACAAGAUGCCCCCUCAAAGGGGAGGUAGCGGCGGAAGUGGCAGACUUUUUAGCUCUUGUAAUGGUGGAAGACGAGAUGAGGUAGCAGAGGCUCAGCGGGCAGAGUUCAGCCCUGCCCAGUUCUCUGGUCCCAAGAAGAUUAAUCUGAACCACUUACUGAACUUCACUUUUGAACCCCGUGGCCAAGCAGGCCAUUUCGAUGGGAAUGGACAUGGCAACUGGGGAAAAAGGAACAAGUGGGGACAUAAGCCUUUCAACAAGGAGCUCUUCCUACAGGCCAACUGCCAGUUUGUUGUCUCUGAAGAACAGGACUACACAGUCCACUUUGCUGAUCCAGAUACCUUGGUCAACUGGGACUUUGUGGAGCAAGUGCGUAUUUGUAGCCAUGAAGUGCCCUCCUGCCCAAUAUGUCUAUACCCACCAACCGCAGCAAAGAUCACCCGCUGUGGGCAUAUCUUUUGUUGGGCGUGUAUCCUUCACUAUCUCUCCUUGAGUGAAAAGACCUGGAGUAAAUGUCCUAUUUGUUAUGGCUCUGUUCACAAGAAGGAUCUCAAGAGUGUUGUUGCUAUGGAAACACGUCAAUACGCAAUUGGUGAUAUCAUUACAAUGCAACUUAUGAGAAGAGAGAAAGGUGUUCUGAUAGCACUGCCCAAAUCUCAGUGGAUGAAUGUGGUGCAGCCUGUUUACGUGAGAGAUGACCAGCACAGUCAGUAUUCAAAGCUGCUUCUGGCAUCCAGGGAGCAAGUCUUGCAGCUGGUGAUUCUGGAGGAGAAGGCGGCAUUACUAAAACAGUAUGAGGAAGAAAAACACACCCCAGAGGCUUGCUUUAUUGAGGCGGCUAUCCAGGAACUGAAGGAGCGAGAAACAGCACUUUCUGCUGACCAGGAUAAAAACAAUGGCAUUGCUGGAGUCAGUGCAGCUGUGGAAGAAUUGGUCCUAGAAAGCUCCAAGGUUGUGGAGCCUGCCAUUUCCCAAGAGAAGAAGUGUGGUGUGGAAUAUCUCUCUGCAUUUGAUGAGGAGCUUGUGGAGCCUUGCUCUGAUCUGGCAAGCUCCUUUUCACCUCCUGUGGAAGCAGAAGAGGCAGUACUGGUUGAAGAGGAAGUACCUGAGGUGGACACUGUAGGGGAACCUGACGUGAACACUACAGAAGAACCAAAUCCAGCUGAAACAGGCUACCAAGAAUCAAAAGAUACAGUUAGCAGUGGACAUCUUAACAACUCUCCUUUUUACUAUUUCUAUCAAGCGGAGGAUGGACAGUGUAUGUAUCUUCACCCUGUGAAUGUUCGAUGUCUUGUUCGUGAAUAUGGUAGCUUGGAGAAGAGCCCAGAGAAGAUAACUGCAGCUGUAGUGGAGAUAACUGGCUACUCAAUGACAGAGGAUAUAAGACAGCGUCAUCGUUACCUCUGUCACUUGCCCCUCACCUGUGAGUUCAGCAUUUGUGAACUGGCCCUGAAGCCACCCAUUAUCUCCAAGGAGACUUUAGAGUUGUUUUCAGAUGACCUUGAAAAGAGGAAACGUCUACGGCAGAAGAAAGCUCGUGAUGAACGACGACGUGAACGCAGAAUUGAGAUAGAAGAAAACAAGAAACAGGGCAAAUAUCCAGAGGUCCAUAUUGCUUUAGAGAAUCUGCAGCAGUUCCCUGCUUUUACCUCUUGUCCCGGAGAAACUACCAGCAUUGAUCAUCAGAGCUUCCGUCUCUCUCCUCUUGGCAGAAGCCCUGUGUUUCAGACAGAGUCUAUUCCAACUCCACUGUCACCUGCUGCCAGCCAGGUCAGCCCACUGCUCUGUGGGAGUCUAGAAGAAGAGUCUCCCUUCCCUUCCUUUGCCCAGAUGUUGAGAGUUGGAAAGGCAAAACCAGAAACAUGGCCCAAACCUGCUCCAAAGGCAAGAGAUGAGAACACUCUGGCACUCCCUGUGCCUGUGGAUAGUGACGGAGAGAGUGACAGCUCUGACCGCAUACCUGUGCCCAGCUUCCAGAAUUCCUUCAGCCAAGCUAUUGAGGCUGCUCUCCUGAAACUGGACAAACCGUCCACAGCUGAUCAUUUAUCAGAGGAGAAGGGAGGCAAGAAAAGAAAGAAACAGAAGCAGAAGCUAUUGUUCAGCACCUCUGUUGUUCACACAAAGUGAUUCUGCUAUUCAAGAGAAGUUUCCUCGCCUGGUUUUCUUUUCAUUUUGCUUUGUUUUGCUGCUAUAGUUUAAGUAUUUAAAUUUGAACAGACUAAACUUGUGUUUCCAGGGCUUCUAGGGGGGUUCAGGGGGAAACCAUGACAGUAUAUGUUGAAGCAAGAUCUUUUUAUUCCAACUGCUUAAUCAGUUUAUACUGAAACAAAGUUUUGAAAGAAACAACCCAGAGACAAAUCAGCUAAGGCUUCUAGUCUGUGCCAAUUUGGUUCUUUUGGCCUAAUAAGCACUAUGAAAGGCUUCACAGCUGUGUGGCACUGCCAGAAUACUGCAAUAUUACCUAAGUGAAGAGGCAGAGAGCCUUCAUUUCCCUACAAGCAUUCAUGGGCAGAAGUCCAUCUGACUGUGGCUGUAGUGCUGUUUCAGUAAAGCUGUCAAGCUGCUCUCUGGUUUCCACUGCACUGGUGAAAGAGCUUCCUGGCUUUAGAGUGUUAGCUGCUUUUUCUAAAGAGCAAGAAUUCCUCCUGUUCUCCUGGCUUGGAAAGAUUUAAAGCUGAGGUGAGUGUAAAGCAGAAUUUGGCUACUUGGUUUUGAAGUGACUCUUGAUGAGUUUGUGUAUUUCAAAAUGCGUACUGGCACUAGUGGUAGAAGGAACCUCCUGGCUUCCUUCAGUUGUUCAACUCUUUUAAUGUGGGUGAGUGAGGCUGCUAAUUUUUCUUUUAUUAUUUUAUUUUUUGCCAACCAUGGGCUACACAUUCUUUGUAACCUGAUCAUCUAGAAUAAACACUCCACCCUAGGGCUCUUGUUAACUACCUGAAUGAUGUUUUGACACUGGCUGCGCUUGAAUUUGAAGAACAACUCAUAGCUGGAGUCUGUAGCCCCAGCGAGAAACUGGGGUCUUCUGUACUGGGAUAAGGGCCUGUAUCCGCUCGGUUCUGGGAUGUAAGUUGAUCUGCACUAAGCACCUCGGGCUAUAAAGGUACCCCUUCUGGACCCCUCCCUGCUCUUUCUUUGGGUGGUCACAUUCUGCACUGCUUAUAGUUUGGUUUGAGCUAAUGAGUUAAGUGGUGUGGAUUUUGUUUGAAUAAAAUGAACUGUAGGUGUAAUGUACCAGUCAAGGCCAACAGUUGCAAUAAAUCAUAUGCAUACACACACUUCUCGUCAUAUCAACGUGGAGCACAAUACCACUUAGUUGCACAGAUUUAAAUCUUACUUUCCUGCUGACAGAUUCCAUGCCAGGGAAGUUAUCUUCAGCUCCAGUGGUCUGCCUGCCUUGGCACAGGCUUUAAAUUAAAGUUGGUGUGUUCUCUCCCUGUGACGCUGUGACAGGCCUGAGCAAGGAAAAGCCAUGUGUUUGGGACUCCUCCAGUCAGGUAUUCUGACACCACUGGUGAAGUCAUUGGUUGUGUCCCUAUUUAAUAAGUUUAUAUCAAUACAGUGAUGUUUGAUUUCAGAGCAGUAGGCUCCAUGUUACAUGAGUGCUUCCUCAGGUCACUUAAGUAUGUACGUGUGGGAAGCCGGUACCAAAAAGUGUACUUCACAAAGCUCUGUGUGUGGCUGUAAACCAGAAAGAAGGGGGAAAGGGGGGGAGGUAAAGAAUACUUUAACUGCUCCAGGAGGACAGAGGAAACACUUGCAAAACAUUUUUUGAAAACAGCUUGACUUCACGCUUGGUCACAAUUAACUACACUUGAUAGAAAGACAGUACAGCUUGUCAAGAGAGUGCAAAGAAUCUAGGACAAGAUGCCUGAAAGUGCUAACACACCUUGCUGUUAAUGCUUUACGUGCACAUUGGGAAAUUAUUGUUGAGGGCAGAGAAAGCAACUAAGCAAGAAAGGUUGGAGUAUGGAGUUAACUGCAUUCACAGUACUAUUGUUUCCUAUUUGUAAUAGUCAUUUUAAGCCAUGGAACAGGAGUAACUAGUAGUGCCUAACCAGUAUCUGUUGUGUUCUAUUAUCUUUACAUGUUUAUAGUCAACUUUUCUUUGCAUUGGGAAGAGAGAAUAGCUGGAGCUGCUGUAACUCACCUCCACAUCUCACAGGCACUAGAACAAGGGAAGUGAUGCGGGCAAGGAAGACUGUCCCUUCUGCAAGGGCAGUCUCCACUGGACAGCAUCUUCAAGUUGUAUCUUGUUUUCCUAUGGAUUCAAGAGAUAAUACCAGCAACGCUACUUUCCUGUAACUGAUUGGUGUAAACUUAAUAAAUAUCUAAGCAGUA